Prorocentrum cordatum is the source of this 351-nucleotide messenger RNA. NCBI's taxonomy places the organism in Eukaryota, Dinophyceae, Prorocentrales, Prorocentraceae. The record is from the annotation of a GenBank genome assembly.
GCGCGCGUCCUGCUCGCGGCACGCGUGCCGCCAGGGCUCAGGAUGAGGAGCGCAACGAGGCGAGGAUUGGCCACGGCCUUCAGGAGAGGGCACGAGGGUCCGCUGGACUCCAAGAGGUUGGAGGGCGGCCGUGCGAGGAGCAGGUUGGACGUGGUGGACGUCCUUCGGGCGCGCUGCGGAGGCCGGAUGUGCUUCCACAGAGGCUUGGAUACGAAGCUGAUCGUCGUGCGGUUCGCACGGAAGCACGUGGAGGUACGGACGAGCGGUUCGACUACCAGCAGAGGGUUCGUGCAGAGGGCACUGCACAAGGAGGGUAUCAGGGCGCUGCGGGAGAGCGAGGAGCCAGGGGAG